CAAACGUAAAUAAAAAAAAAAGUGUUUGGCUUCAGGUCGCAUUUUGCGGACGAUUCAACAUUUGCAUAAUUUUCUACAAAAUAAACCCAUUUUCCCGACAAAAUCCGUCUUUCUCCUGCCUCACCAUGGCAGCGCCGAACCAGCUGAGCCUUCGCUGCCGGCUGUGCCUGCAGCAGUCGGACCAGCUGGAGGACAUCUUCGGUCCCGCCGGCGACGGUGGCAGCUCCCUGCACAUGCGAAUCAUGGCCUCGGUUUCGCUGGAGAUUCACAGAUCGGACAACCUGCCGAAGGGGGUGUGUUCGGGGUGUCGUUACCAGCUGGAGAAAACGUACAUCUUCCGGAGUCGGUGCCGUAAUAACGACACCAGGUUGCGGAGACACGUGAAGCUGGUGGCCGCGGGGAAGGUCAGUAGAUUGCUGGAAGAGGCAGAGGAGGAUGAGGACGAUGAGUUUGAGGCGAGUUUGGAGUACAUUAGAGGGGUGGAUGAACGGGAAAAGGAGCGAGAGAAGGCUCGGUGGGACGAGAAGGUAGCGACGUUUGAGGAGGAGUUUCGGGCCGUGGCGGAACUUCAGCGGAAUACUGUGUACAAUGAAGUUAGGAAUGAACUGUUGAGUAAGAGGGAUGAGAACCGUGUGGAGGUUGGGACGAUGACCGCCGAUGAGGAGGCGGAGAUUGAAGUUGAGAUUCCGGAAGAGAUGGAAGAGGAUGCUCCGGUUGAAGAGGAACCCGAGCCUGAACCGCUCAACAUUAAGAUCAUGGACUGUUACAGUGUUGCGGAACCGACCGUCAGCGAUCCGAAGAAAAAACUUCGCGAGCAAAUUCAGGCUCGGUUGGCAAAGCAGGACGAAGAACUGGUUCAAUACCUGGAAGAGGAACGAUUGGAGAACGAAUCGAUGGAAGUUCUGGACGAAGUGACGGCCGACCAAUUUAUCAUCACGGAAGUGUCCGACUCGGAAACGUACGUCGUAGACACGGACAAUCGUCUCCACGAAGAACAAGACAUGUACGGUUCCGACGACGAUUCGGACGAAGAUCUCGAGGCGGUCACAAACGCUGUCAAGGCGGAACUUGCCGAGCGGCCGAACCUUACCGUGGACGAAAAUUGCGUCAUGAAGGUAGAGAAGACCCGGGAUCUCACAAAGGUGGAAGUUCGCGCCACGGACGGAUCGUUGAUCUGUAUGGAGUUCAGCCGGGAGCGGUCAUCGCCCACUCCGACCCCGAACAGCACCUUCCACAUGAAACUCGCCGGCCACGAGUACGUUUGCCCCAACUGCCCGCUGACGUUCAACAACGCCCGCGCGCUGGGAAUUCACACCUGCCUGGCGAAGGACGCCAAGCAGUACCCGUGCGACGUGUGCGGAAAGGUGUUCCCCACCAACCAGACACUCAAGCGACACUACCGGAUUCAUACAGGCGAAAAGCCCUUCUCCUGCAUGCUGUGCGACAAGUCGUUCACUCAGAAGGAAGUCCUCAAGCGGCACAUGGUCACGCACUCGGGUACGCGGCCGCACGCCUGCGAACACUGCGAGCGCCGCUUCAUCCAGAAGGACCAGCUGCGGCACCACAUUAACCGCUGUCACAGCGAAAACCCCGUCAUCACGCUGCACAAGUGUCACAUCUGCCACAAGACGUUCAAGCACGCGUCCGGGCUGAGUCGGCACACGGCCACCCACCUGGGACGCACCUAUCCGUGUGGGGUGUGCAAGAAGGAGUUCAACGACAAGAGCGCUUUGAAGCGGCACGAGUACGCGCUGCACGGGCCGGAGGCGGGAAUGAAGAAGGGAGCGGCGGCGAACGCGACGGUGACUAAAGGGUGAAGAAGGAGAAGGAAAGUUGAAUGAAGUGGAAGGAAGAAGAUAAUAAACAUUGUGGUAUUAAAUAAAAAGUUUGUUUCAAGUAAGCUUA
Molecule: messenger RNA, 1905 nt
Organism: Culex quinquefasciatus (southern house mosquito)
Lineage: Eukaryota; Metazoa; Arthropoda; Insecta; Diptera; Culicidae
Product: zinc finger and BTB domain-containing protein 17-like
Exons: 2
Coding region: 126-1817 (563 amino acids)
Biological process (GO): regulation of transcription by RNA polymerase II
Cellular component (GO): nucleus
Molecular function (GO): RNA polymerase II cis-regulatory region sequence-specific DNA binding; DNA-binding transcription factor activity; zinc ion binding
Source: RefSeq, a predicted model, not a curated record